AUGCCUCCUCGCGAGUCUCCAGAGAAUCAACCUCUCAUUAAUGAAGAAACGCGUAAUGCUGGCCCAUUUGCUUUUAAUGUUGAACAGCUGCAGAAACUUGUCGAUCCAAAAAAUUUAGAUUUGCUUCAAGAUUAUGGUGGUACUGACAAAAUUCUUGAUGGUUUGAGGGUCGAUCGUGAUUAUGGUCUAAGAAUCGAUCAAGAAAUAUCUUUUCAAGAAAGACGAAAGCAUUUUGGAAAAAAUGUUUUACCAAAAGCCGAUCAGCAAUCAUUUCUCUCCCUGGUUUGGGACGCUUAUUGUGAUAAAACCCUAAUUUUAUUAAGUAUUGCUGCUUUUGUUUCUCUUGCUCUCGGUAUUAGUGAAGAUUUAUCCAAGUCUUCUGAUGAACCACGUCUUGGUUGGAUUGAAGGCACUGCAAUCCUUGUUGCUGUUGCUGUUGUAGUUCUUACGAGCGCGAUAAAUGACUAUCAAAAGGAAAGCCAAUUUAGAAAACUUAACGAUAAAAAGGAUGACCGUAAUAUCGAGCUUAUUCGAGAUGGUAAAGAGCAACAAAUUUCGGUUUUUGAAGUCAAUGUUGGCGACAUUAUGAUUCUUGAACCUGGUGAUAUAGUUGCUGUUGAUGGUUUAUAUUUAAGUGGCCAUAAUCUCACUUGUGAUGAAUCAAGCGCUACCGGUGAAUCUGAUGCCAUGAAAAAAGGUGAUAAUGAUCCCUUCAUAUUGAGUGGAUCAAAAGUUACAGAUGGCGUUGGUAAAGUAGUUGUUAUUGCUGUUGGCAUAAAUUCUUAUUUUGGAAAAACUAUGAUGGCAUUACGUCAUAAUGAAAAUGAAGAGACUCCACUUCAAAUGAAAUUAGACUUUCUUGCUGAACAAAUAGCCAAGUUAGGCGUUGCUAUUGCACUAAUUAUGUUGCUUACACUAAUCCUUAAAUAUUUUAUUAAUGCGGCUCUUUCUGACCAUUUUCCUGAAUUGGAAGAGAUAAUGGUUGCCAUGACUUCUAUUGUUGUUCAAACAAUUACUAUUAUCGUUGUUGCUGUACCAGAGGGUUUACCCAUGGCUGUAACACUUGCGCUUGCUUACGCAACCACCAAGAUGUUGAAAGAUAAUAACUUGGUCCGAAUUUUAUCGCUUGGUAUAUAUUACACCGGUACAUUAACUCAAAACAGAAUGACAGUGGUAGAAGGGUUUUUUGGUCAGGAAAGGUUUGAGGAUUACAAUGAUGUUCAACAAUUGAGAAAUAGGAUUAAGGAAAAUACAUUCGAGAUUAUUACACAAGGCAUAAUUGUUAAUUCUACUGCAUUUGAAGACGCGGAUGAAAAAGGCCAAUUGAAUUUUGUUGUUCCUAAAACUGAAUGUGCAUUACUUUCGUUAUGCCAAGAAUUGGGUUUAGACUACAGAAAUAUAAGAUCCCAAGCUAAGAAAGUAAAAGUUUAUCCUUUUGCAUCAGAGAGAAAAAGUAUGACUACAAUUAUUAGAUUACCCUCAUCUAAUACUUCUCAUAGUAAAGCUUCGGAACAUGUAGAAUAUCGUAUUUAUGUUAAAGGCGCAUCUGAGAUUGUUUUAGAUGGUUGUACACAUUUUGUUAAUGCUGAAGGCAAAGUGCAGAAAUUGGACGAUAGAUCUAAGCAACAUUUCAAAGAUAUCAUCUCUGAAUAUGCUGGAAAGGCUUUACGCACAAUUUGCAUGGCAUAUCGCGAUAUAACUACCAGUGAAUUUAAUCAUAUCAAUGAUGACAAUCCACCUCUUCAUGAUCUCAUUUGUUUAGGUAUAGUUGGUAUCGAGGAUCCUUUGCGUCCUGGUGUUAUAGAAUCUGUUAAAAUUUUUAAAAAGGCUGGUAUUACUGUCAGAAUGAUUACUGGUGAUAACUUAGAAACCGCAAAGGCAAUUGCAAGGAACGCAGGUAUCUAUAAGAACGGUGUUGCUAUAACUGGACCUGAAUUUCGCAAUAUGACCAAAGAAGAACAGUCCACAAUAAUACCUCGAUUAGAAGUGCUUGCACGUUCUUCACCGACGGAUAAGACUAUCGUGGUUUCUCGUCUUAAAGAAUCUGGUGAAGUUGUCGCUGUUACUGGUGAUGGAACUAAUGAUGGUCCAGCUUUAAAAUUAGCUGAUGUUGGUUUCAGUAUGGGAAUUGCCGGUACUGAGGUUGCAAAGGAAGCAUCAUCUAUUAUUUUAAUGGACGAUAACUUCAAUUCCAUUGUCAACGCAUUGAGAUGGGGUCGUGCCAUAAACGAUAGUGUACGUAAAUUUUUACAAUUUCAACUCACGGUUAAUAUUGCUGCGGUUAUAAUAUCUUUCACCAGUGCCGUCUUAAGUGAUGAGAAUGAAUCCGUGUUAACAGCUGUACAACUACUUUGGGUUAAUCUCAUUAUGGACACAUUGGCUGCACUCGCUUUGGCGACCGAACCUCCAACUGACGAGCUUUUAUCUCGCUUACCUACUGUAAAAAAUGCAUCAUUAAUUAAAUUUUCGUAUGUGGAAAAUGAUUAUCGGACAAGCGAUCUUCCAAGUGGCCAUCAAUUUGUCUUUAUUGCAUAUAGGACCAGCGAUCUUUCAUCUUAA
Messenger RNA from Racocetra persica, 2559 nucleotides. Lineage: Eukaryota; Fungi; Glomeromycota; Glomeromycetes; Diversisporales; Gigasporaceae. The record is from the annotation of a GenBank genome assembly.